UGGCCGGGCUGCACGCGCCGCACGGGCCGCCGGGCCCCCGGCUGACAGGGGGCGGGAGCGGCGCCGCCGCCGCCCGCGCGGGGUCUCCCCAUGGUGCAGCGGGGGUCGGGAUGUCGAAGACGCUGAAGAGGAAGAAGCACUGGCUCAGCAAGGUGCAGGAGUGCGCGGUUUCCUGGGCCGGGCCCCCGGGCGACUUGGGCGCCGAGAUCCGGGGCGGCGCGGAGCGCGGCGAGUUCCCUUACCUGGGGCGGCUCCGGGAGGAGCCCGGCGGCGGCACCUGCUGCGUCGUCUCGGGCAAGGCGCCCGGCCCGGGGGAUGUGCUGCUGGAGGUGAACGGGACGCCUGUCAGCGGGCUCACCCACCGGGACACCCUGGCUGUCAUCCGCCACUUCCGAGAGCCCAUCCGUCUCAAGACGGUGAAGCCAGGCAAAGUCAUUAAUAAAGAUUUGCGACAUUACCUGAGUCUUCAGUUUCAGAAGGGAUCAAUUGACCACAAAUUGCAGCAAGUAAUCAGAGAUAACCUCUACCUGAGAACCAUUCCAUGCACUACAAGGGCCCCCAGGGAUGGGGAAGUACCAGGGGUGGACUAUAAUUUCAUUUCUGUUGAACAGUUCAAAGCACUGGAAGAGAGUGGAGCAUUAUUAGAAAGUGGAACAUAUGAUGGAAACUUUUAUGGAACUCCUAAGCCUCCAGCAGAACCCAGCCCUUUCCAGCCAGAUCCAGUUGAUCAGGUCCUCUUUGAUAAUGAGUUUGACACAGAAUCCCAAAGGAAACGAACUACGUCUGUCAGCAAGAUGGAAAGAAUGGACAGCUCUCUUCCUGAAGAGGAAGAAGAUGAGGACAAGGAAGCUAUUAAUGGCAGUGGAACUGCAGAAAACAGAGAGAGGCAUUCUGAGUCAUCUGAUUGGAUGAAGACUGUCCCAAGUUAUAACCAAACAAAUAGCUCCAUGGACUUCAGAAAUUAUAUGAUGAGAGAUGAGAAUCUGGAACCACUACCCAAAAACUGGGAGAUGGCCUACACCGACACAGGGAUGGUCUACUUCAUUGACCACAACACCAAGACAACAACCUGGUUGGAUCCUCGUCUUUGUAAGAAAGCCAAAGCCCCUGAAGACUGUGAAGAUGGAGAACUUCCUUAUGGCUGGGAGAAAAUAGAGGACCCUCAGUAUGGGACAUACUACGUCGAUCACCUAAACCAGAAAACCCAGUUUGAAAAUCCAGUGGAGGAAGCCAAAAGGAAAAAGCAGUUAGGACAGGUCGAUACUGGGUCUUCAAAACCAGAUAUGGAAAAAUCCCACUUUACUCGAGAUCCAUCGCAGCUGAAAGGUGUCCUGAUUCGAGCAUCCUUGAAGAAAAGCACAAUGGGGUUUGGUUUUACCAUUAUUGGUGGAGAUAGGCCUGAUGAGUUCUUACAAGUGAAAAAUGUGCUGAAAGAUGGUCCUGCAGCUCAGGAUGGGAAAAUUGCACCAGGUGAUGUUAUUGUAGAUAUCAAUGGCAACUGUGUCCUGGGUCACACCCAUGCAGAUGUUGUCCAGAUGUUUCAAUUGGUACCUGUCAAUCAGUACGUAAACCUCACUUUAUGUCGCGGUUAUCCACUUCCUGAUGACAAUGAAGAUUCUGUUGUGGACAUUGUUGCUGCUACUCCUGUCAUCAAUGGACAGUCAUUAACCAAGGGAGAGAUUUGCAUGAACACUCAGGAUUUUAAGUCAGGAGCAGUGGUUCUGGACCAGAAUGGAAAACCGGGACACGCCUUGAUCAGUGACCGUCUCAAUGGACCAUCGGAUCUGAGCGAGCAGAGAGCGUCCCUGGCGUCAUCCGGCAGCUCCCAGCCUGAACUAGUGACUGUCCCUCUGAUUAAGGGCCCUAAAGGCUUUGGGUUUGCAAUUGCUGACAGCCCAACAGGACAGAAGGUCAAAAUGAUAUUGGAUAGUCAGUGGUGUCAAGGCCUCCAGAAGGGGGAUAUAAUUAAGGAGAUUUACCAUCAAAAUGUGCAGAAUUUAACACAUCUCCAAGUGGUAGAGGUGCUAAAGCAGUUUCCAGUAGGUGCAGAUGUACCGUUGCUUAUCUUGAGAGGAGGUCCUCCUUCACCAACUAAAACUGCCAAAAUGAAAACAGAUACAAAGGAAAAUUUAGGAAGUUUGGAGGCCAUAAAUGAGCCCAUUCCCCAGCCUAUGCCUUUUCCACCCAGCAUUAUCAGGUCAGGAUCUCCAAAAUUGGAUCCUUCAGAGGUCUACCUGAAAUCGAAGACUUUAUAUGAAGAUAAACCACCAAACACCAAGGACUUGGAUGUUUUUCUUCGGAAACAGGAGUCGGGGUUUGGCUUCCGGGUACUGGGAGGAGAGGGACCGGACCAGUCUAUCUACAUUGGAGCCAUCAUCCCUCUGGGUGCAGCAGAGAAGGAUGGUCGGCUCCGUGCAGCAGACGAACUGAUGUGCAUUGAUGGAAUUCCUGUCAAAGGGAAGUCACACAAACAGGUCUUGGACCUCAUGACAACUGCUGCUCGAAAUGGCCAUGUGCUUUUAACUGUCAGAAGAAAGAUCUUCUAUGGUGAGAAACAACCUGAGGAUGACAGCUCUCAAGCCUUCCUCUCAGCACAGAAUGGCUCUCCCCGCCUCAACCGAGCAGAGGUCCCAGCCAGGCCUGCUUUGCAAGAGGCCUAUGAUGUAGUCUUGCAACGAAAAGAAAAUGAAGGAUUUGGCUUUGUCAUCCUCACCUCCAAAAACAAACCACCUCCAGGAGUUAUUCCUCAUAAAAUUGGCCGAGUCAUAGAAGGAAGUCCUGCGGAUCGCUGUGGAAAACUGAAAAUCGGAGAUCACAUCUCUGCGGUGAACGGGCAGUCCAUUGUUGAACUGUCCCAUGAUAGCAUUGUUCAGCUGAUCAAGGAUGCUGGCGUCACCGUCACACUAACGGUCGUUGCCGAGGAAGAGCAUCAUGGCCCCCCAUCGGGAACAAACUCAGCCAGGCAAAGCCCAGCCAUGCAUCACAGACCGAUGGGACAGUCCCAGGCCAACCAUUUACCUGGGGACAGGAGUGCUCUAGAAGGUGACAUUGGGAAAGACGUCUCCAUGUCUUACAGACAUUCGUGGUCUGACCACAAGCACCUUUCUCAGCCCGAAACGGCGAUGAUUUCAGUCGUAGGCAGCCGGCAUGAUCAGAGCCUUGGUUGUCACCCAGUGGAGCUGGAGAGAGGCCCCCGGGGCUUCGGGUUCAGCCUCCGCGGGGAGGAGUACAACAUGGGGCUGUUCAUCCUGCGUCUUGCUGAGGAGGGCCCCGCCAUCAAAGACGGCAGAAUUCACGUGGGGGACCAGAUUGUUGAAAUCAAUGGGGAACCUACACAAGGCAUCACACAUACUCGAGCAAUUGAACUCAUUCAAGCCGGUGGAAAUAAAGUUCUUCUGCUUUUGAGGCCAGGAACUGGCUUAAUACCUGACCACGGUGAUUGGGAUGUUACUAAUCCUUCGUCUUCAAAUGUGAUUUAUGAUGAGCAGCCACCAUGUCCCCCAUCUUCACAUUGUCCUUCCGUCUUUGAGGCAUCUCCCGUGCCAGGAGUGGAAGAGUCUUUAACAAGAGCUCAGAUAUAUGAAAAGACAGAGGAAUUAAAGGACGGCGUGCCUGAAAAGAAAAGCACUUUCAAUGAAAAUCAGUCUGAUAAAAAGCAGCCCUCUUUUCUCCAAAAAAAUGUGAAUAAAAGGGAUCCACCCAGCAGCACUCAUGGGCAGAGUGACAAGAAAAACCUCCUCCGAGUAGAAAACGAUGUUACACCAAGAGGCCGAUCUGCUAGUCCCAGGAAGCCUGCCCUUCGACAUGUGGAAGAACGUCCAGACAAGCUUCCCACUCCUCUAACAGCUGACCCCCCAAGGAGACCCAGGGAUCGAUCACUCAGUCCCAGGAAUCGAUCACUCAGCCCCAGGAAAGGUGACCGGAAAGGAGGUCAGAUGGGCGCCAGGGCAGAGUCUGGGCAGGACCACUGUAAAAGAAGCAGAGGACGAUCUUCAAGCCCCAAGAAGCAGCCAAGGACUGAAGGGAGCAGAGGCCGAGCGAACGCUGAAGCCAGACUAUUAGGGUGUGAUGGGCAGAGAGGAGGGGGCCGUGCUGGGGAUGGUGCAGAGCAGACCUCCGAGGGCAAAGAAGAAUCAGGUGUUGUCAGGAAAGACACAAAGCAGAGCCUGUCUGGAAAAAACAGAACCAGGUCUCCAGAGACGAAAAGCAAGAGAACGGAUGAAAAGUCUCUUCCGUCCAAAAAGCCUAGUCCCACUGCUAGUAAAGUAUUACCUGAUGGGGAGAAAGGGAGGAAGGCGACCUCUGGAGAGACAAGUUCCAGCAAAGAGAAGAUGGGAGAGAAUGCCAAAAUAACAGACAAGAAGCUGAAGCAGGACCCUGAAGAAAGGAUGGUUUUAAACAAAGCCAAAGCUCCCCAAGGGAGAGAACAGGAGGCAGCUGAUAAAACGAGGGAGAGUGGAGGGGUCCGGCCUGAGAGCACGUCUCCUGUUAAGAAAACACCCAUAACUCCAGGGCCCUGGAAGGUGCCAAGUGCAAAUAAAGCCGCAGGCACUACGGGUGUGGCCGAGAAACGGCUAUGACCUUCGGUAUAAAACAGAGAAACAAGCUGUAAUGUCUUCUUACCAAGAAGUGUCAUUCUCCAAAAAGACACACACACACACACACACACACACACACACAGUCAUUUUUUUCAGGAAAUCUGACACACACACAUUUUAAUUGGAGCAUCAAGUGACCCUGGCUGCAUGAAGGGCCUCCAGGACCGCUGAGACCCCACUGUCCCCCAGCUGGCUGCCCUGCCCUAAACCCAGCCCAUCUUCGUGAGUGUCCCACCAAGUGACACACGCUGAUCUGCACAGUGUGGUCACAACUCACUUUAUAUCUGUGCCAAGUUAUCUACUGUAUCAUGUCUGUUUUAUCCAUCUCACUCGAUUUCCACAGUAAUGAAAAACUAGGUUUGGCUUGGAAGUUGAUAUUCUCAAUAGCAUGCUGCAUGUUUACAGAGAGACAUAUUUGCGUCCUUGCAGAGGAAGGGAUUGUUAGCCCAUCAUUAAUGAUGGCAGCUGCCUCUUCUAACAGCUACUGGUGAUGGCCCAGGCCCAGUUUUAAAAAUGAUACUCCGAAACAUCACUACUGAAAAGAAAAACAAAAUGUGGUCAAAUAGCGACACUUCCGUAGGGUUCUUAAAUUCAGCUGGAUCGGGUAUUUCAAGUAACUUAAAAUAUUACAAUUGGAUGAUCAAAAUGAGCUAGUGCUUUAGGCAAUGAAGAGUUCCCCUCUUGCUAUCGUGUCCAACCCUGAUGUGGUCUUAGCAUCUCAGGUCACCCUUUCACUUCGGUUAUUUCAUUAUGAAACCAGAAAGAAGCAUGCGGAAAUAUUGCCUGCUGCCGUGUAAAGGAAAAGCUACCAGGUUUCUAUUUCUGGCUAUUUGGGUUGGACCUCCUAGUACUCAUUCAUUAGUCGUUACUACAUGGUGCCUAUGUGAGGAGUCCAAAUAGCAUACAGACUGAGAGGACCGUGGUCACAAAACAGUUUCACAGUCCAUUGCCAGCUGAAGGACCAGCGCUUCUGGCAGCAGCUGUACAAGUUCGGGUGUUUAGAGGCAGCACAUGUGCUCAGGACGGACAGGUCAGGAGGGCAGACGUGGCACAGCGGUAGAUAGCACUUGCUAGAUCGUAUUUCAUUUUAAUUUCUAUCUACAUUAACUUAUUUAAAAAACAAGAAAGGGAGACUAAACAUCUGCUUAGAGCUUGUACACAUUUUCGGAGUUCUUUUUAAAAGAUCUAAAUAAAGAUGUUUGUUGGGAGGUAGAGACUGGUUUUAACUCCAUAAAAGAGAUCCAGGUUUUUCCAGCUCCCGAAGCAGCCACUAUGAAUAAAGAAACAAUCUUGGAACGAAACCAUUUUAUGGAGUAUUUGAACACACCUGUUCUGUCAUUUGGGUUCAUCUUGUUCCUGUGAAACAUGUUACAUCCAGGCCCUGUCCUCUCAGAGUCCGACUGUGAAAGUCUUUAAUGUAACAACCGAAGCUGCCCUUGUAGCUGAGACAUGCUUCCCAGAGUGAGAUUCUGAAAUCCCCUUUCAUCCAGAACUAUAUUUACCCACCUAUUGUAACUACUUGAAUAGAGAAAAAUUAGGAGGUUUGAUAACAUGCUAAGAAUUUAUCACCACAGAAAUGAUUUAUUUUCCCUAUAGUCCACAAUUAGUGAUAAAAAUCCUAUUUUUAUUGUUAACUGUGACAUAACUUUGAUGUCAUAUGUUGUCAGUCUGAUGUGGCUCUUUUCUUUCUAAGUAAUCUGUCACUGUACUGAUUAUAGUGAUGUAGCAAUGUGGCCUUGGAAUGCUAAGCAAAAUAUGGAUGUACUGGUUGUAAAUGUUUAUAUAUUGUACAGUACCUUUAUAUAUACACUUGAGGUUCUGAUUAGAGAAAGAUCUGUAAAUCGCUCGUUAUUUUUUAUAUAGAUAUUAAAAAAACAAAAACAAAAAAACUGUUUACA
This is a messenger RNA of Nyctereutes procyonoides (raccoon dog), 6496 nucleotides long. RefSeq names its product membrane associated guanylate kinase, WW and PDZ domain containing 3 (gene MAGI3). Gene Ontology annotation, biological process: signal transduction. Gene Ontology annotation, molecular function: protein binding. Gene Ontology annotation, cellular component: cytoplasm. The record is from RefSeq and is a predicted model, not a curated record. NCBI's taxonomy places the organism in Eukaryota, Metazoa, Chordata, Mammalia, Carnivora, Canidae.